Molecule: messenger RNA, 1198 nt
Organism: Aedes albopictus (Asian tiger mosquito)
Lineage: Eukaryota; Metazoa; Arthropoda; Insecta; Diptera; Culicidae
Exons: 2
Coding region: 380-793 (137 amino acids)
Source: RefSeq, a predicted model, not a curated record
CAAUGACGACAGCUUCUCCAACCUUAACAAACCGAUAAGAUCGGUCUUCGACCCCGAACGCAUUUCAAACUCAAAGAUGAAUCAUUCAUUUCUAAAGAUCGUUGUUGAAUCCGUAUAGUAUUUUCCAGUGAGAUUGUCUUGUGUGAUGUCACAAACCGCCCCAUGUAAAAUGUAAAGAAGUGCGAAUUACAACAAACCUACUGCAGUAACAUAUAAGUCAAGGUGAUACACGAGAAUUACUCAGUCAUAGAAUUACAAUCCUUGGAAAUGGUGCUCAGUUUAGCGAAACACUUGACAAACAAAUUUCUUUUACACAGUUGUGUCUAAGAAUAAUUCAAAUUUUCAAUUAUUCAGUUAUUUGUAGGAAAAGGUGGAAAACAUGGAGCUUACCAAAAAGGUCACGCUUCUAGUGCUACUAUCGGUAGCUGUGUGCAUCGAAAGUGCUGCCAUCGCAGAAAAUAAAACAUAUUUACUCAACGCGGAACCGAAAUUCGACGCUCCAAAACACAAAAGUGCUAAUCAAUGGAACAAUCCUUCAAGCAGUUCACCAGUUGUCCCACAGUCCUUGAUUGAGUUACAACGCCGACCAUCAUCCGAACAAUCGAAACGUGUGAAACGAGCCAUCAUUUUCCGACCCUUGUUCGUCUACCGUCAACAACAAAUCAAAAAACAACGUCUAAGGGAGAUGCGAGAACAACGGAGACAACAGCAAAUCGCCACCCAACAAUCAUCAGCAACGCAAAAGCCUAAAUAUGCUUUUAGAUAUCCUUACUAUUACAGCUACACGGGAUAGUGUGCUUUACUUGUGCAACGCUAUUUAUAAUUUUAGAACGGAAUUCCCACUUCCCAGCCCCCUUCUUUGAAAUUAUAAUCCAAAACAGGGAAUAUGAUUAACAUAAUGCUAGAAAAUAUUUACGCGCUCUCCAAACGAUCACGAUAUGACCCGAUGAAAAUUGAGUCGCAGUGUUCCAAUUCUAAGUUAAGAAGUUAUAGAAGAUGACACCGAUAUCAUAAGUAGCAGAUAACGCCCCAUCGAGAUGAAGAGGAAGAGCAAUUAGUCAUGACGUCAUAACUCUAGUUAGCGCACUGGCGUGAAUUGGUUUAGAAUCGCGCGAUUGACAUAGGUAUCUUAUGAGCAGCAGAAUUCAUAAACAGAAAAAGCGUGAAGAAGCGACGAAGAGUGUGAUAAAAACUUACU